AUGGCCGCCUACAAGGCCCAAUUGAGCGUACAUACUGGAUGCGAGGCCACCUGGUGUCGUUACUUCCCUACGACCCUCAAAGGGUUAACACUCAGUUGGUUCUCUAGCUUGUCACCCGGCAUCAUCACCAACUUUUCAGUUCUGGAAGCGUUAUUUCACCAACACUUCAGCGCUGGACGGAGGCACAAGAAUACUAGCAUCCAUCUAAUGUCAAUCAAGCAACAAGAGCACAAGAGCCUCGCUGAUUACAUCAAGCGGUUUAAUGAAGAAUCGUUGAAGAUUUCGGAUCUUCAAGAUGGGGUAGCAUUCACUGCCCUAACGUCGGGACUAUGGCCGGGGAAGUUCAGAUGGUCCCUCGCUGAAAACGAAGUUACAACCUUCACCGAGGCCAUGAGUCGGGCUCAGAAGUUCAUCCAAGCCUCCGACAUAUGCAAGCCUGUCGUGGAGAAGCCUAAUAAGAAGAAAGAAGAACUCCCUUAG
Beta vulgaris subsp. vulgaris (sugar beet) is the source of this 480-nucleotide messenger RNA. RefSeq lists its product as uncharacterized. Lineage: Eukaryota; Viridiplantae; Streptophyta; Magnoliopsida; Caryophyllales; Amaranthaceae. The coding region runs from base 1 to 480 and encodes 159 amino acids. The record is from RefSeq and is a predicted model, not a curated record. The transcript has a single exon.